Molecule: messenger RNA, 3819 nt
Organism: Nycticebus coucang (slow loris)
Lineage: Eukaryota; Metazoa; Chordata; Mammalia; Primates; Lorisidae
Gene: DBT
Product: dihydrolipoamide branched chain transacylase E2
Exons: 11
Coding region: 713-2134 (473 amino acids)
Cellular component (GO): cytoplasm; mitochondrion
Molecular function (GO): acetyltransferase activity; lipoic acid binding
Source: RefSeq, a predicted model, not a curated record
CAUAUCUGAAGUCAGGAAGGAGUGAUUGUUCGGAGUCACCCAGGAGCGGUGUGUUACUUUCUCCUCCGAGCCACGCAUACAGUGCACGCGAGACAGAGAGGUGGAGGGAUGCAUGCAAAACCAAGGGCGGAGAGGUGGCCAGCCGGCCCGUCUGGAGUGGAAACGCACUCCCGCCCUGUACCUGGGCGCAGUUUUGCAGGGACUCAGUCGCCCUGCUGCUCCUUCUGCACCGAGGCCCGGCUAGCCUUUCUCCUGCUAAACUUUCAUCGAGCACCUUCCAGGUGCCAGGCAUUGUAAUAGGGAUGCGGGAUACAGACAUGUGUUCAGCCAGCGUGUAUUGAGCGCCCACGGAGUGCCAGACACUGGUAAUAGGAGCCCUACCCUCGGGGAAUUUACAGUCUAGAGGAAGAGACCGUUCAGCCAAAGAAUAUCGCCACGAUCCUUGCCCCUGAGGAACUGAGAUGCUUUUUACUCUUUUGGCUCGUCCUUCUCCAUGUUGACAGCACGUAUCAUUUCAACCCUUCUAUCACCAAGGCUGUGUGUGACUCAACUACCAUCUCCCCUGCACUUCCCACUCUUUCCCCCAGUCUUAGCACCAAGCACUAACGUGUCCUGGUAAUAAUACCGUUUCAUCCUGUUUGCUUAGCGUUUUUCUUUCUAGAACCUUUUCCCCUUCCCAGUCCCUACAUUUUGCUGGCUUGGUGGACCUCUGAUGUUACAGCUCUUGAAGAGCCUGAUCUAUAUUCGAUAUUUUCAAAUAUGUAGUAAUGUUCAUGUUUUGAAGCCAAAUUAUGUGUGUUUCUUCGGUUGUCCUUCGUUCAAGUAUAGCCAUCCACAUCACCUAUUGAAAACAGCUGCUGCUUUACAUGGACAAGUUGUUCAGUUCAAACUCUCGGACAUUGGAGAAGGGAUUAGAGAAGUAACUAUUAAAGAGUGGUAUGUAAAAGAAGGAGAUACAGUGUCUCAGUUUGAUAGCAUCUGUGAAGUACAAAGUGAUAAAGCUUCCGUGACCAUCACUAGUCGUUAUGAUGGAGUCAUUAAAAAGCUCUAUUAUAAUCUAGAUGAUAUUGCCUAUGUGGGGAAGCCAUUAGUAGACAUAGAAACAGAAGCUUUGAAAGAUUCAGAAGAAGAUGUUGUGGAAACUCCUGCUGUGUCCCAUGAAGAACACACGCACCAAGAGAUCAAGGGCCAGAAAACACUGGCAACUCCUGCAGUUCGCCGCCUUGCAAUGGAAAACAACAUUAAACUGAGUGAAGUUGUUGGCACAGGAAAAGAUGGCAGAAUUCUUAAAGAAGAUAUUCUCAACUAUUUGGAAAAGCAGACAGGAGCUAUAUUACCUCCUUCACCAAAAGCUGAAAUUGUGCCACCUCCACCAAAACCAAAAGACAUGACUAUUCCCAUAACUUUAUCCAAAUCUCCGGUAUUCACAGGCAAAGACAAAACAGAACCCAUAAAAGGCUUUCAAAAAGCAAUGGUCAAGACAAUGUCUGCAGCCCUGAAGAUACCUCACUUUGGAUAUUGUGAUGAGGUCAACCUUACUGCGCUGGUUAAGCUACGAGAAGAAUUAAGACCCAUUGCUUUAGCUCGUGGAGUUAAACUCACCUUUUUGCCCUUCUUCCUAAAGGCUGCAUCCUUGGGAUUACUACAGUUUCCCAUCCUUAAUGCUUCUGUGGAUGAAAACUGCCAGAAUAUAACAUAUAAGGCUUCUCAUAACAUUGGGAUAGCAAUGGAUACUGAGCAGGGUUUGAUUGUCCCUAAUGUGAAAAACGUUCAGGUCUGCUCUAUAUUCGAGAUCGCCACUGAAUUGGAUCGCCUCCAGAAACUGGGCUCUGCAGGUCAGCUCAGCACUGCCGAUCUUACAGGAGGGACGUUUACUCUAUCCAACAUUGGAUCGAUUGGUGGUACCUAUGCCAAAGCACUGAUAUUGCCACCUGAAGUAGCCAUUGGAGCCUUUGGAUCAAUUAAGGCCGUUCCCCGAUUUAACCAGAAAGGCGAGGUGUAUAAGGCACAGAUAAUGAAUGUGAGCUGGUCAGCUGAUCACAGAGUUAUUGAUGGUGCUACAAUGUCACGCUUCUCUAAUUUGUGGAAAUCCUACUUAGAAAAUCCAGCUCUGAUGCUGCUAAAUCUGAAAUGAAGACUGUUAAGACAUUUUUGAACUUUCUGAAUGUCCAAAGAGUUUGUAAAGCCUCCCUGUGCCAGCACGUGUUUAUCUUUCUUAUUUGUAAUAUAAAUUAUUUGUAUUCUAUGAUUAAGGUUCUAAGGCACAAUAUUUAUCAUGGUUCUAUUAGAUUUUUUACUGACAAUGAAUAAUGGUGUAAUGGUUCUUCUUCUGUAAUGUGACUUCUUAAUAUGGUGGUGCUGUGGUCGUGUGUCAAUGGAUUGAAAAUGGCAACAAUAACAAAAUUAGUGUUACAAAGGGACAGGCAGCCACAAAUAUACAGUAUUUGCCUAUUUUUUUUUAGCUGACUCAAUAAAAUGUUUCAAUUCUACUUAAUUGGGAAAAGGAAUUUAUAUACAAAAAAUAUUUUCCAUUUCCCUACAAUCAUGCUAAUUGUAUAAAAUAAGUGCAAUUAUAUUUACUUUUUAAAAAGACAUCCAGGUAUAGGCUGGCAAUUGUAGCUCAGAGGGUAGGUCGCCGGCCACAUACACCGAGGCUGGCGGGUUCAAACCCAGCUCAGGCCAGCUAAACAACAAUGACAACUGCAACAAGAACAAAAAAUGUAGCCGGGCCUUGUGGCAGGUGCCUGUAGUCUCAGCUACUUGGGAGGCUGAGGCAAGAGACUCGCUUAAGCCCAAAGGGUUUGAGGUUGCUAUGAGCUGUGACAAUACAGCACUCUACAGAGGGCAAAAAAGUGAGAUUCUGUCUCAAAAAAAGACAAAAAGAAAAAAAAAGGUAUCCAGGUAUAUAUUCUUGCUCUGUAUAGAGAAUAUUAAGUGUUUUAUUGGUGUAAAUUAACAUGUUUUAAAAGGGGAAACUAUAACCUAGUCUUAAAAAUUCUCAAUUAUAGUUUUAUAACAGUCUAUUGAAAGUGUUUAUUUAAAAUACUGUAGAUACACUUUUAGAAUUGUGGAAAUAAUUCAAUUUUUUGUUGGGAAAGAGCUUCACCUUUGCAAACUUCCAUCAUGUAAGGAAACAAUUUUAACUGUAGCAAGCUGACAUUUUUUAUAUUCAGAAGUCUGCUCCCUUUUAACUUUCUUGGGCUUCAGCUAAAAAAUAGGAUAAAAUAAGAAAUGAAGGUCUAUUCUAUUCUCCAUAUGCUAAAUGUGAAUAAGAGGAGAUAGGAGCCUUAAUAGGUAAUGAUGUACAUAAAAAUAAAAUAAUAAAUUUUAUAUAUCAGUGAUUUCAUAAUGAUCAUUAUGUUAAAUGUCCACUUAAUCAGAAAUAACAUCAACAUGAAUAUAAUACAACAUUUUAAUUUGCAUUCAGAAAUUCAGGUUGUUGCUAAUAUUGUUCAAAUACUGUAUGCCAAAAUUAGUUGUUCAAGUGAAGUUUUGUGAUGGGAAAAAAGAUCUUUUUAAUGUCUAGAUUUUUCUCAAACUGGAAAUAAAUGUUUAAGUCAGAAAAUAAUAAAUGCUAUUAUUUUAAAAAUUCAGGUAAUACAGAGUUAUCAAGACAGUAAUCAUUCAUAACCUAUCACUACCGAUAUUUUUAUGUAUGUAUCUGUAGCCAUGAUUAUUCAUGGGAUCAUUUAGCAUUAUAUCAUGGAUAAUUUUCUGUGUCAAUAAACAAUUCCACACUGUUAUGCUUUUAAAUGGCUGCAUAGUAUUCCAUUUUGUGUCUUUAUUGUACACUCAAAUAAAUAGUAAACACCUACUCCA